ACAAGCACAAAGCAAGCAAGCACAGAUCAGGCAAGCACAAAGUGGGCAAGCACAAAGUUGGCAAGCACAAAGUAAGCAAGCACAAUGCAGGCAAGCACAAGGUUGGCAAGCACAAGAUGAGCAAGUACAAGGCAGCCAAGUGUAUAAUGAGCAAGCACAAAGUGGGCAAACACAAAAUAAGCAAGCUAAUAAUAGACAAGAACUAGGUAGACAAGUGAAUAGUAGGCAAGCACAAGAUGGACAAAUGAAUGCUAAACAAGCACAAG
Cetraspora pellucida is the source of this 266-nucleotide messenger RNA. Lineage: Eukaryota; Fungi; Glomeromycota; Glomeromycetes; Diversisporales; Gigasporaceae. The record is from the annotation of a GenBank genome assembly.